AUGGGGUCUAGAAGGGAUAAUGAUGGACGGUUGAAUAUGGAUGCAGUAAGAGACGAGAGAGAUGUUUCAACACAAUAUACUGCUGAAUGGCUCAGCAAUGUUCAAAUGCCCCCAAAGGCCCACUCUGUUGUUCAAGAUAUUGAUGAACCCCAUUCGCCUAGAGUUUCUAGGUCUGCCCCUGCAUUAAGUGUCAGGUCAAGGCAAAGUAAUGCAGGCAUCAGUAGAAGCAAGUUGCAGUUGCAGUUAAGGCAACUGAAAGAAAAACAACAAUUAGAUAGGGAAGCUCGGUAUUUAGAACUAGAAAUGCAAAGACAAGAAUUAGAACUAGAAAGGAAACGACGAUUCGCUGAGAUUGCAGAAAGGAAGGAAUUGCAAGAAAUGGAAGCUAAGUUAGCACAUGCUGAGCUCUUGGAACAAUUCGAAGUAGAUAGUGAUGAUCAGCUCUCCGAUGAUGGUAACAGAGAACUGAAUAUGACGAGUCAUGACCAUGAGGGAAAUGGACCUUAUGAUGAUGCGGAACGUCGAGAUGCGGAACGUCGAGAUGCGGAACAACGUGAAACGGAACGUCGAGAUACGGAGCGUCGAGAUGCGGAACGUCAAGAUGCGGAACAACAUGAAACGGAACGUCGAGAUUACCCUAGCUUUACAACAAAUUUCAAGACUAAUGUGGAAGACGUCGAAAGCGAUCCCAACGUUAGACGCACUUAUUUGAUCCAACUCUGUACGGGAAAAGCAAAGGAAGCCAUCAGUGGAUCUGUGAUGUUACCGCCGGAAGAGGGGUACAAAAAGGCAAAGUCUAUUUUGCAUGAAAUGUUUGGGCAGGCUCAUAUUGUGGCUGCUUCUCACAUUGAUCGA
This is a messenger RNA of Paramuricea clavata, 855 nucleotides long. The record is from the annotation of a GenBank genome assembly. NCBI's taxonomy places the organism in Eukaryota, Metazoa, Cnidaria, Anthozoa, Malacalcyonacea, Plexauridae.